GGUGGUGGUGAUGCUGACUACAGGAAUGGUGUCAGGGGACUCUACCUCAUGAAUAUACAACUGCUGGCAAGUGCAGCAUGUCAGCUGCCCAGUGCUUAACCUUGGGUUAAAUGGAUGGGUUACCUCUUGAGUUGAUGUAACUGAGCAAAAACUAUUGCUACUCUAUUUUGGUUGAGACAGUCAAAACUGAAAACUAGGUUGUUUUUUUUCUAUCAGUGUUAUCAUGGACAUGAAUACUUUGACUGAAUUGGGAAGUUUAUGCUCAUAUGAUGCUAGUUAGUGAUGUAAAAAUAUGUAAGCAUUAUAUGAUAGGCAUUGAGUGCAUCAUUCCUGUGAAAUGCAGGAAUGCCAUCCUUAUUCUUCAUGCUCACAGUACCAGUCCAUACAUUAUCUUUAAAGAGAUUCUGUGUUUUCAUAUCUAUUAAAUUAAUUUUGUAACAAAUAGUUCAGUAGAGCUGAAGAAAUGAAAUGAGCAACAGAUGGUCAUUUUUUGCAGUGCUUUAUCUCUGUGAAUAACCAUUAUUGUUAUCACUAAUCUAGUCAGUACUUACAGUAAAUGCUAAAGAUGAUACAGCAAUGACUGAUACAGUUGAUUAAUGGAACAUAAUUGAGAUAUUACAACUGCCAAGAAACAGUGAAUUGCUUGGUAAUCUGUUCUUGCCUGGGUAGCAAGUGUUUUGAUACCUCCAAGAGAAAAGCCAUAAAUUUAGGUAUAAUGAAUACUGAGAGGUUGGGUACAGGGCCCAGGAAAGUAGCAUCAUGAUGUUCUGUCAGGGCUGUCCUCUAGGAGAGGAUCUGGAAGUCCUGUGGGAGAAUGGCAUUGUGUUUUUCUCUGUUAGUAAAAGCCAAAAUGCAAACUAUCUUACUUUAUCCAAGAAGAAUAUUGUCUCAAGCACAUGAAGCACAGAUGUCAACAGUACAUUGAUGUUGGAAACAUCACUCAGAUCAGACCAGUGUGGUGGGAUGACAUUUUGAGGGAAUACCUCAUUGAAUUAAACCCUGCAGCUGGCCCACUCUUGGACUCUGCUCCCUACCUUACUUCUGGGCAUCCCACUUAGAAGCACCCUGGCCAGGACUGCUGUGCACUGCCUCUUUAAGGUCCUCUCCACGGCUGGAGCACCAGGCGCAGGCAGCAAUCCUCUGCUCGGCAGGGCUUGCAGUCGCUCACUGCUCUUUACUUAAUAACAUUUGGCUGCAUAUGAGACGUCUGACGGCAAGCUGAAGGCUUCCUUCUCGUGUGGCAGAGUUUCACCUGCCCCCAUGGCAGCAGCGACAGGCUCUGCUGCAGUGAAAACUGCCAAGUCCUGCAAGAAGUAUCGCACAGUGAAGCGGCACGCCAGCAUCUACACCUACCAGGAGCCACCCCACAGCAACUCAGAUGAAGAUAUCAGUGAAGAAAAGGCUGAGAGCCAUGAUCCAGAGCAGGUCUUCCAGAAUAUCCAAUACCAGAAGGAGAUUAUGUCCAAUAUCCGCUGCCGGCCGUGGCCAAUGAGGCAGAAGCUGAGAGCACUCAGACAGGCGAAGGAGAUUGUGCUGAAGUAUGAAGGGAGGCUCACUAGAACAAGAGGUUACCAAGCUGCUGGGGCAGAGCUUUGGAGAAAGUUUAUUCGACUUGCAUAUAAUUUUGUGGUCAUUUUUAUUCCUUGGGAAAUGAGAAUAAAGAAAAUAGAAAGUCAUUUUGGGUCUGGAGUAGCCUCUUACUUCAUCUUCCUGAGAUGGCUGUUUGGAAUCAAUAUUGUACUUACUAUAAUGACAGGAGCAUUUGUAGUCUUACCAGAGCUACUGGCCGGGGCAGCGUUUGGCACCACAGACAGAAAGACCAUUCCUGAGGAGCGUGUUAAAUCUGCUCAAGACCUGGACACCAUCUGGUCACUAGGGGGCUACCUCCAGUACUCUGUUUUGUUUUAUGGCUACUACGGUCAUGACAGGAAGAUUGGGAAAGCUGGGUAUCGGCUGCCUCUUGCCUACUUCCUUGUUGGAAUGGCAGUGUUUGCUUACAGCUUCAUCAUUCUCUUAAAAAAAAUGGCAAAAAACUCAAGAAUGAGUUUAGCAAGUGCCUCUGAUGAAAAUUACACUUUUUGUUGGAGACUGUUCUGUGCCUGGGACUAUUUAAUAGGAAACCCCGAGGCUGCAGAGAGCAAAGCUGCUGCCAUAGUUAAUAGCAUUAGGGAAGCUAUACUGGAAGAGCAGGAAAAGAAGAAAAGCAAAAACUUGGCAGUGACUAUAAGCUUAAGAAUUAUUGCAAACAUCCUUGUGCUUCUCUCGCUUGCUGGAAGUAUUUACAUUAUAUACUUUGUUGUGGAUCGAUCCCAAAAGUUAGAGCGCACCAAAAAGGAAUUGACUCUUUGGGAAAAAAAUGAGGUAAGCGUAGUUGUGUCACUGAUUACAAUGAUUGCACCCUCUGCUUUUGAGCUUGUGGCAGCUCUGGAGAUGUACCACCCAAGGACCACUCUUCGCUUCCAGCUUGCCAGGGUUCUUGUUCUAUACCUGGGAAACCUUUACAGUUUAAUCAUAGCUCUCCUGGAUAAAGUGGACAGUAUGAGUGUCACUGACUCUGAUGUUAACCACAAUGCAAGCAAUUUUGCCACCUUCUCAACAACUAGAACUCCUUCUAAAGAAGACAAUUUAUCUACAACUAUUCCCAACGUACACUUUAAGGGAAAUGGCAUUGCCACACUGGAAGAGAGUCGCACUCAAGGCAUUACAAUCUCUGACUCACUGGUUAACAGAACAGUUUCCUUAAACUCUAACACCCAGAAUCCGCAGGAUCAGUGCUGGGAGACAUAUGUUGGCCAAGAGAUGCUAAAGCUUUCAAUUAUCGACAUGAUUUUCACAGUCGCAAGCAUCCUGCUAAUUGAUUUUUUCCGUGGACUAUGUGUCCGAUAUUUAAGUGAUUGCUGGUGCUGGGAUCUAGAAAGCAAGUUUCCAGAAUAUGGAGAAUUCAAAAUUGCAGAGAAUGUACUGCAUUUAGUCUACAACCAAGGAAUGAUCUGGAUGGGAGCUUUCUUUUCACCUUGCUUACCAGCAUUCAAUGUUCUCAAGUUGAUUGGACUCAUGUACCUGAGGAGCUGGGCUGUGUUAACGUGUAAUGUACCACAUCAGCAGGUUUUCAGAGCAUCUCGAUCAAAUAAUUUCUACUUGGCCAUGUUGCUGUUCAUGUUGUUCUUAUGCAUGUUACCAACAAUUUUUGCUAUUGCCCGAUAUAAGCCAUCUUUAAGCUGUGGUCCCUUUAGUGGACAAGAAAAAAUAUAUGAUAUUGUUUCUGAAACAAUUAAAAGUGAUUUUCCCACAUGGUUUAACACGGUGAUUACUUACAUCAGCAGUCCUGUGGUUGUUCUCCCUGCACUAUUACUAUUAUUCAUGCUGAUCUAUUACCUACAAAGCAUUGCAAGAUCAUUAAAAUACACCAACAAUCAACUGAGAAUGAAGAUCCAAACAGAAAGAACUGAAGAUAAGAAAAAGGUGGUUCAGAUGGCAGUAGCCAGAAUCCAAAAUCUGGAUGGGAAUGACAAGAGACCAGAGAAAGAAACUGAUAUUACCCAGGAGUCUUCUGCUCGGUCCUCAACUCCCCGAAAGAAUGGCAGUGUCCUGAACUUUGAAUCUCCCGUGACCAAAGGCACCAGAAUACAAACCAUUUCCCAGUCUGUGCCCCAAACUGUGCCCUCAACUGAUGUCGCAAGACCCAUCAAUGCAACUCCCACAGCUUCAACGUCUUUAACACCAGCUUGCUCAGCAUCAAGUAUACAGAAGCCAAGAAAUGACCUUAUCACAAACAGGUACCCAAGCAUUGUGCAUAGGAGUGUAAGUGAUCUCUCUAAAACAAAGCCCUACACACCAGUGAAUUUCAAAAAGCACACUGAAGAUGUUCAUUCUGAGCCUCUCUUCAGAAAAGGGAUCCGGCAGGUAAAUCCGGAUGCCCCUGGGGCAGGAGCUCCUGUUUUUGUGGAAUGUAGACCAUAUGCUACCAGGUAUUUUCUUGUUAAUGAAAAUGAGACCCGGAAAAAAUCGCUGCGUUCUACCUCCCGACUCCAAAGGCACUUCAGGAAGGGGGAACCAGAAGGUAUUAUUGAGUUGUACCCACAAAACAUCAGGAGAUAUGUGGUUCGAACACCACACCAGAUGUAUUCCCCUCAUCCCAGCGAAGAUGAGGAGGAUGAAGAGGAACUUGGUAGAGAAUUCAUGAACAGAUCUCAUCGCCCGCGCUCACUGUCUGAUCUUCGCCCAGCACCACGGUUUUACAUUGGGGAACAUGGUGAUGGCCACAUUCUUAUGAGCAAAGAUCUAGCCAGAGUGCAUUACAAAUCCUGGGAUGAUGGUUUUGAGCUAGACCUGGAUAGGCCUCCAUAUGCUUAUAAGAAAGUGCACCUGAACUACCCUGAGCCUCGUGUGAAACCAAAAUCAAAGCAAAAGCUGGAGCAGUCUCUAACAGAGUCUGAUUCCAUCUCCAUUGAAUCCAGCAGUGAUCCGCAGAAUAGCGGCAAUGACCAGUAUAUUCAAGUCAUUCACAGCAAGGAAAAGUAUCCGAAGCCUGGGUCAAAACUCAACAAAAAGAAACCAAAAAACAGUGUUGACCUAAAUAAGUCUGAGCCUAAUGAACUAGUAUGCUCAAAUGUCUGAGACAGCACCCCAGCCUUUCUGUGUCUUGAAUGUACGUGAGCUUGUUGUAGUUGCUGUUUGAGGUCUACCAGAGUAACUAUGGCAUAAUCUUUGCAACAACAGUGUAUGUAGCCACUCAAGGUGGGAAAAGCAUAGUCAGCCUUGUGUUUUACUGUUGAUGGUAUCCUGCUUUAAUACCACAACUAGUAAGUUCCAAAAUUUGGAAAAUUACUCCAAUUUAUUAUUCAUUGCUAUGCUGUUCAAAACCAAACCCCCACCUACUGGAAAACUGAAAGCUAUGUACUUGGGGCACUUCCAAUAAAGCUGUGCAGAAACAUGUCGUAUCAGGCUCUCUUUGUCUCUUUGACACAGUCACAGCUAAAGAUGCUUCCACUGAAUAAAUUCAGCAGGUAAGUAGCUUCCUAUUUACAGUACACCCUGAUCGACCCUGCUUGAAUAUGGUGUAUCUCCAAUCAGCAAUAGGUUGACUACAGAGAAUGGUGAGUUUAAAAGUCUUGUUCAGUGUACUGCGCGGUCAUCAGAGUUAUUUGAUAGUAGCAAUACAUGCCAGACUUCUGGAUGAAAUCCUACGUCUAUUAAUUUCCUGGCAAGAUUCCCCAGUCCAGCCUCAUAAGCUUCCCUGUGGAAAACUUUCUAUCCAUGGCUUCAAAAAACUCGCUUCAUGACUCCUAAUUUACUUUUAUCCUGUUUUUUUAACACAUCAUUCCAAUUUUUAACCUUCUUUGGAUUCUGAAGAUUGUUCCGGUAUUUUGGGUUUGUUGUUUUUGUU
Neopsephotus bourkii (Bourke's parrot) is the source of this 5386-nucleotide messenger RNA. It is a transcript of the gene TMC3, whose product is annotated as transmembrane channel like 3. The record is from RefSeq and is a predicted model, not a curated record. The transcript is spliced from 22 exons. NCBI's taxonomy places the organism in Eukaryota, Metazoa, Chordata, Aves, Psittaciformes, Psittacidae. Gene Ontology annotation, cellular component: plasma membrane. The coding region runs from base 1261 to 4617 and encodes 1118 amino acids. Gene Ontology annotation, molecular function: mechanosensitive monoatomic ion channel activity.